Molecule: messenger RNA, 1968 nt
Organism: Procambarus clarkii (red swamp crayfish)
Lineage: Eukaryota; Metazoa; Arthropoda; Malacostraca; Decapoda; Cambaridae
Gene: O-fut1
Product: O-fucosyltransferase 1
Biological process (GO): protein O-linked glycosylation via fucose; Notch signaling pathway
Molecular function (GO): peptide-O-fucosyltransferase activity
Source: RefSeq, a predicted model, not a curated record
CUAGUACGGUAUCCGAAACUGCAGUAGACGACUUGACCAGUCCCCCGUCUCACAACAACAACAUGGCGUGGGGGGAUACGUUGGUGGUCGCCAAGACUCGUGAGCUUGUUAUUGUCUUGUUAUUGUGUGCCUCGACCCUUUCUCUUGACAUUGACCACAAUGGCUACAUUCUCUACUGCCCCUGUAUGGGCCGAUUUGGAAAUCAAGCUGACCAUUUCCUAGGAGCUCUUGGAUUUGCCAAGGGUGUGAACCGAACGCUUGUGUUGCCACCAUGGGUUGAGUACAAGCCAGGAGUUACAAGAUCGAUCCAGAUCCCAUUUGAUACAUAUUUCAAAGUGGAGCCUCUUGCUAAGUUUCAUCGUGUCAUGACCAUGCAGGAAUUCAUGGACAAAAUUGCACAGACUAUCUGGCCACCAGAGAUGAGAAUUGCUUUCUGCUAUGUACCUCGACACAACUCUAUUGGCUGCAAUGCAAAAGAGGGUAAUCCUUUUGGACCUUUCUGGGAUACAUUCGAUGUAGAUUUUGUUGGUUCGGAAUUUUAUCGUGGUCUCAGCUAUGAUGUCCACUACCAGAAUAUGGCUGAGCAGUGGAAUGAUCUCUACCCAGCACAGAAAUGGCCUGUGUUGGCCUUCACUGGUGCCCCAGCAACUUUUCCAGUUCAAGAAAGUAAUAGGCACUUGCACAAAUAUCUUGUCUGGAGUGACAGUAUACUAAGUAAAGCUCAGCGGGUUAUUUCCUCAUUGCCAAGAGGGCCAUUUAUUGGUAUACAUCUUCGAAAUGGAAUAGACUGGGUGCGUGCGUGCGAGCACGUGGAACACAGUCCGAACCUUUUCUCAGCGCCUCAGUGUUUGGGAUACAGGAAUGAGCAUGGAACAACAACAUUGGAACUUUGCCUUCCUUCAGAAAAUACAAUUAUUAAGAAGUUAAAGCGUGUUACUAAAUCCAUUGGUGCAAAAAGUGUUUUUGUUGCAUCAGACAAUGAUUUUAUGGUUGGCAAGCUCACUCAAGCAUUAAGAAAGAUGAAAGUGAGCGUCCACCACGGAGACCCUUCUGAGCCCCAUGUAGAUCUGGCCAUCCUUGCUCGUGCCAAUCAUUAUAUUGGCAACUGUGUAUCAUCUUUCUCUGCUUUUGCCAAGCGAGAGCGAGAUGUUAUGGGUUUUCCCUCAUCCUUUUGGGCCUUCCCAAUUGAGAAAGAAAAGACAAAGAAAUACGAGCAUAGUGAGCUAUAGCAUUAAUGAAGUUCUGGAACACCUUUAUAAGUUAAAAAUAUUUUGAGAACUAAUUGUAUUUACCAUUUGCAGUGUCAGUGUAUUUACAGUUAUUUAAAUACAGCAUUGUGAGAUGUCAUUGCCAUCAGUGUGAGGUGUCAGCACCACCAGUGUGAGAUGUCAUUGCCAUUAUUGUAUGGUGUCAGCACCAUCAGUGUGAGGUGUCAGCACCACCAGUGAGAGAUGUCAGCACCACCAGUGUGAGAUGUCAGCACCAUCAGUGUGAGCUGUCAGCACCACCAGUCAAGAGGUGUCAGCACCACCAGUGUGAGGUGUCAGCACCACCAGUGUGAGGUGUCAGCACCACCAGUGUGAGGUGUCAGCACCACCAGUGUGAGGUGUCAGCACCACCAGUGUGAGGUGUCAGCCCCACCAGUGUGAGGUGUCAGCCCCACCAGUGUGAGGUGUCAGCACCACCAGUGUGAGGUGUCAGCACCACCAGUGUGAGGUGUCAGCACCACCAGUGUGAGGUGUCAGCACCACCAGUGUGAGGUGUUGGCACCAUCAGUACAUUUGUAACAUGAAGAUGUCACCUAACAGUAUUGUGGCGAGUCUUGCCACUAAUAUACUGUGGCCAGCAUCAUGGGCUCUGGCCCUCUAUGUAUCAACUUUAAUUCCACUCGAGCCAAUAACAUUUUAUCAGUAUAUAAAAAAAACACAUGUACAAUUAUUUAUUUUUAAAUACAAAUCAUUAAUUAUU